Rotaria sp. Silwood2 is the source of this 7289-nucleotide messenger RNA. NCBI's taxonomy places the organism in Eukaryota, Metazoa, Rotifera, Eurotatoria, Philodinida, Philodinidae. The record is from the annotation of a GenBank genome assembly.
GUCACGGUCUGUGAUGGGAACGAAAUAUUGUCACGAUAGUCAUGAUGGUAAGUUAGUCAUGUGCAUCACACUCUGUCAUGAUUUUCAUAGUGUUGUCUGUCCUGGUCUGUGAUGUUUUCAUGGUAAUGUCGGUCACGGUCUAUGGGAAAGGGGAUGGAUCCAAUCCUUAUAUUUCAACACUCUUCUCAGAUUGUGUUUAAAAAAAAACCAGUACUUCGUUAUAUUAUAAUAUAGGGGCAACAGCAAAGACUUCGACCUUGAAGUCUCAUGGAGUCUUGGAAGUCUCUUGAAGUCUGAUGAAGUCUUUUAGGGACUUUAAGCUAUAGCUUAUAAGGUCACCCUCAAAAAUCGAUUUCCGGGUCAAGUACAUUCAAAUCGCGUGAAAUUUUCAGGGCAUGUUGGGACUGAAGUGGGAAGGAUGUAGUAAAAUUUUCAGCCCUAUACCAUGACAUUUGACAGAGAUAUGAACCAAACAACGGUCAAAAAUAGCUCAUUUAGCAAAUCAUUUUUUUCUAUUCGGGUUCUUUCAAUAUAUUCAAAUUUUCUUUUGUUCGAAAGAGCAUGUCAGAAUGCAGUGCAGUACAGAGUUUUUUUUUUUUAAUUCUUACUUUUUAAGCGGAAAACGGGAUCACAAGCUUCCAUGACUUGAAAGACCCGCUAAAAAUGGACACCAAUUUACAUAAGUGACUGCUUAUACUAAUAAAAAUCAAGCUUAAUUUAAAAAAGGACUCUGUAUUGCACUGCAUCUUGACCUACUCUUUCAAACAAAAAAAAUGAUAUAAAUAUAUUAAAUGAGCCUGGACGGAGCAAUCUGAAUUGCGCGGUUAAGAAAACAUAAACUGAGAAAAAGCGCAAAACAAGAUAUAGAUCAUGGUCUGCAGAAUAAUAACCGACACCAUCCCAUGUGUAUAUGUAUCCAAGUAAACGAAAGCCUUUGGCAGAUACAAUAUGGUUUUUUAAUGAUGAGCAAAGUUCGCAUACAAAGCUUCAAUACUCGUCGAUAAACUAGAUAGAAAUCAAUCAAUAUUUCCCAUAAAUCAUUUGUUUUUCAUGACUAAUAACAUGAAUUCUUCUCAAUACUAAUGAUCGAAAAGUCCACGUUAAUAUGCUCAUUAUAUCGAUGAAUUAUAAUAUAUGUAAGAGAUAAGAGAAAAAUUUCACUUCAUGACAAUUACUAUAAACGAAAAGCUAAUUUGAAGUAAUAUUUGAAAUUAUAAAAAUGUACAAAUAGUUUUGUUUGGAUGUAAACGAAGAUCAGAGCUGGGCAAAUCAGAGAUUUUUCAAGUCACAAGUCAAGUCAAAUCAUACCAUCAAAAUUUUUUUGAUCAAAUCAAGCCAAGUCUGAUUAAAAAUUAGUCAGAACAUGAAAUUUGCCAAUAUCUUUCAUGUGAGAGAUGACUUUUUUGGAGUCUCACAAUUCGAUUUCAUGGCAAAAAAAUGCAUUAAAUAAACGAAAAUUCCUUCCGAUAUGAAUUGACUUGACUUGAUAAAAUUUUCAAGUCAAAUCAUAUCUGAAAUUUUUUCGAUCGAGUCAAAUCAAGGCAGACUUAACUUGGACUUAAGCCAUUUUUGAUUUGCCCAGCUUUGAUAAAGACUAAGUUUUGUUUGCAUGAAACCUUAAAAAAGAAAAAACAAAAUCAACACUAACCUCUCAUUCGAUCAAAAUAGGUUCCAAAUUGAAUUUUUGUAACAUUGCGAAAAGGAUUAUCGAUUUCUUGGUAUUGUCUCAUAUUUGAUAAGAUUUCCAAUGACAUUAGAAACUCUGACUCGUCAAAAGUUCUAUUGCGUCCUUUCAAAAAAGAAAAGAAUUUUAUUUUAGAUAUUGUACUACCAUUUGUCGAUAUGAUUUAGUAGAAAACAAGAGAGAUGAACAUUCUUAAGCAGUUUUCCUUUUCAAUAUGAAUUCUUUCUAUUUUUCCCUAUCGUUUUUCCCGGAUAGUUUAUACUUUAGUUUUUUUUAUCCAAAGAUUCAUUGUGUAAUUCCACACAAAAAAGUAAGUUUCACUCGAAAACUAUUGAGUCUUUCGUCUUUAGACAACUCACGGAGAAACGGGAGUAGCAGAGACUUCAUGAGUAAACCCACAUAGAGUUCUAAAAUCUUUCAGAGUCCCAUGAAAUGCUAUGAAGUUCAUAAAAUUUUUUCAAAUCUAUGCAAACUUUUAGAACUCUUAUGAGGACUCUCGAGGUCGGUUUUUCCUCUUCUAGACAACAAUCUGACAAAAAAAAGACCAUUAAAUAACUUUGAAAAUGUUGUUGACUUUUUUCGUUUGACAAUAUUCAAUUCCUAUACAAAUGCUGAUGUUUUUGAUAUGGACACUUUCUUCGCUCAAUUCAUCAACUAAAUCGACUUGAAUAUGUUGGUUGAAAUAUAUUAAUUCAUCUCUUAAUUGGCGAUCAUAUCACGUCACGGAUUGACGAAAACAUCGAGAAAACGAUCGAAAGGAAAAUGUGGAAGAGGAAAACGUCAAAUACUGUUAAAGAUGACAAUAACAAGAUUCCGUUGUUUUUCUUCUUAUUGGUCACUCUUCAACUAGCACAUUUUAUUCUUUAUCAAAUAAAAAGAAUUAUGCAACAUUAAACAGAUUUAUAGUCGAGAUGACACCAAACUCAUGUUUUGGAAACAGUUCAUGUAGAAGUCAACAAUCUGAGCACGGAGGGAAAUGGCGAACUCUGCGAUUCCACAACACUGCAAGGAACUGAAAUCUGCUGUUUCUCUCUUGAAUCUGAGAGAUCGUUUGCUACAACGAACAGAGGUAAACCAUUAUUAAUAUAUGAGUUACUUAUUCAGGCGAAACAAAUCGGCAAAAAAAAAACAGCUUUUCAAUUGAUAUUUAAUACUCUGCAGGACAGAUUUUGUUAAGAAAAUCAAUACAAUGUAACCAUAAUCACGUUUACCAUUGUUAAAUGAAAAUGAAAAAAAAAAGAUCUUUUUAUAUUGUGAGUGUUCUCUUGUCUUUUCUAUUCUGAAUUAAUAAAGUAUAGUAAAUGAUCAUGUGCAUUAUAAGCAAUAGACUAAUCAUUUCAACAUUUUCCUUCACAAAUUUCGAUUUCGAUCUUUUCCUUUUAUGCAAUUUCCAUUUUCGAUGUUAUCGCUUUCGAUAUUUUUCUCUUGCGACUUUUUCCACCAAACUCACACGUCAAAAAUAUAAGAAUUCAUUUCGAAAAUUGGAUAUUUUCAGAAGAUAAUCAAGGAAAAAAGCGAACGUUUACAAAGUUGUACGCAAUACUGAUUUUUAAUUCUGCUGUUCUUUAAAGAUGAAUGGAUCAGUAGUUAGAAGAGUAAAACUUACUCUUCUAAAUGUGGAAUAUGACAGCGAAUCCUCUGAUGAAAACAUAAAGCGUAAACUAUAAGAAAAAAAAGCUGUUAGCGUAAAUCCUGUGGAAUUCAAAUAUGAAGCAUAAUGGAGCUGCUGAAACUGUAAAAGUGGAACUUUAGACAUUUGUCUUAGUCUGUAAUAGUCCGUUGUUAAAGCGCUUGUCAGAGUCUAUAAUGAGCCAUUCUUAAGGCGUCUAUCACAGUCUGCGAUGCUCUAUUGAUCCUGCCUAUUGUGGUCUGUGACGUUUCUCUGGUAACGACUGUUCAGAGAUGUCGCAAAGAGAAAAGCUAUUAGCAUAAUCCCUGCGGGAUUAAAAUGUGAAACACGAUCGAACUUACUGUGUUGUAAACGAAAGGAUUCAGCAAUCUACGUGUUAGUUUUUCAAUUACUAUAUAUUCCUAAGAUGAAUGUGGAAACAGAGCGACACACAUCUUAAAUUCUAUCGUCUUGCAUAAUAAUUUCGUCAAAAACUUCAGUUUUGAUACUAUGUCUGUUACGGUCCCAGAGUGAUGUCUGUCACGGUCUGUGGCGGGAGAGACGUUGCCAAGAUGUCUGCCGGGUCUGGGGGAGUCGAUACAAAAUUUCUACCCAUAUACUACAACACUCCUUUCCAGAUCGUGUUUUACAAAAAAAGUGGGAGGGGGGAGGCGAUUAUUUUUUCCAUCGUAGUCUCUUCUUCCGAUAAAAAGAACGAUUUUUGCUAGCAAAAACUGAAAAAUUUUCUAAAAGUAAAGGGUAUGCACCUUCUGCACUUCGAUGGUCAAAUCCUUGAGACUGUCAGGAUCUGUGAUGUUGUUAAGAAUGCCUGUCACGUAUGUCAUGUGUUAUUAUAAUAAGAUGUUUGUCAUGUUUGUGAUAAACUGUUCCUAAAUAUCUGUCACGUCCAUAAAAGAGAGGAAGUGGAUCCAAAUUUCUAUCCGUUAUACUUUCACACUCAUUUUAGAUCGUGUUUCACAAAACAAGUAAGUAAGAUAUGAAAAUAAAGCUGGAUUGCCAGUUUUAUUCUAAACGACAUGUUAUCAUGAAACAAUGUGAAUAUGUAAAGGACGGGGGCGCAUAAGAACGCAUUUUGGCCCCUUUUGAUUUUCAUUACUAAAAUUAAUUAAAUCAUAUAUGAACUGAUAGAGUAAAGCCUCCUGAUCAUUUUGAUGCUAAAUUUGAUAUGUUGUCAUAAGAUUCUAAGUGUCAUCAGGGUCUGACAUUCACCACACCAUCAACCAUCAGUUAGCCAAUAACACUAUAAUAUUAUGAUAAACCAUUUCAAGAAAGAAAACCAAGGAUGAACAUUAAUUCAAAGUUUUUCUGAUAGAUCUUUCGUUAGUCUACAUUUUCCUAAUAAAGUUAUAUUGUUGCCAGAUGAAAUACAGAUCCUUCAUUGUCUAUACUAUGACCUUAUAUUUCACAUAUGUCAUAUACGAAUUACAAUUACAUGCGUGAUUUUUUAUAAAAACAACCUUGUCCAAAUUUCUCUUAUAUAUCAUUCGAAAGAGCUUUUCAAGCUCUACAAAAUUAUCUAUUUCUAAGAAUUUUGAAAAGUGGGCCCGUAGGUCAAAAAAGGCAAACAAUGAGUUGGGUAUAUAUAAAAAAAAUGAUUUUUUUGCCUUCUUUUUUACAAUUAUAUGCGUGAUUUUUUAUAAAAACAACCUUGUCCAAAUUUCUCUUAUAUAUCAUUCGAAAGAGCUUUUCAAGCUCUACAAAAUUAUCUAUUUCUAAGAAUUUUAAAAAGUGGGCCCGUAAGUCAAAAAUGUCACAUAAUGACAUGACUAUAUAUGAAAAAAAAAGACUUUUGAUUUGUUUUUCAACACCUAUAGCAAAAUAUAUGUAUUUGAUGAGCAAUUUAUUUUUUAUAUUAAUUGAUCAAUUAAUGACCGAUGUUAAGCGCUUCAUCCAGAUGUUCAUGAAUCAAAUGAUAAUAUAAAUUAUAAUUAUGCUGGUGUUAUCUUUCUCUAGGAAAUUUCUAGAUCGAUGUAUAUUGAGGAUGAUGUGAUAGAUUAGUACCUUAUUGAAAAGAAAAUGGUAAAUGAUACUUAGUCACUACUGAAGUGGUUCAUCGAGUUUCUGAUGAUUCGAAUUAGAUUCUUUUGAUGAAUGUGUUAACAAUCAUCAUGAAGCGAAUAACGCAAAUACAAUAAUGAAAAUAUUAGUAUGAAAGCAGUCAAAACGAUAAUCUACGUUCUUAUUACCAAUCCAAUUCUGUAUCGGCGCUGUUGUUGACUGUUUCAGUGGAGCCAUGAAAAUCAUUUACAUCAUUGUCGGAGUUAUAUUCAUCAUCGGAAAACUUCAUGCUAUCAUCGAUAGCACUAAGUUAUUUUGAAGCUGAAAGUGGAUGAAUCGAUGUAGGUAUCCAAUGGCGUAGCCAGGGGGGUGGCCAUUGGGCAAUUGCCCAAUAGUUAAAAAGUUAUUGCCCAAUAAAUUUUUCGGUACUUGUUCACUUUCGACACAUCCCCUCACCCACACUCUUUGAUGUGCGUGUGUUAAACACGCCAAUUAGUGUACAGAGUGUGUUUAAAGUGAACAAGCACCCAAAUUUUUUAUACGACUUUCUGUUCUUCGACAUUUCUCUUCAGAAUAGUUAAUCUUGAGAUGCUUUGGCACUUGUAUUUAGUUGAGAGAUAUUUUAUCAAAGAGAUACGCAUUUCUAGAAAUAUUAUAUUUAUGUUUUUAACCUAACAAAAAGGAAUUAAGUUGAAAAUAAAGAAUGUGAUUACGACUGUCAGAUUGCUCAUUUCUUGAAGAAAAUGAUUCUAGAAAUGUUUUCUUUUCUCAUAUGAUAUUGUUUUGAGCGAUAUUAUUAUGAAGCAGAUUGUAGUUUGUGAUUCAAAGUAACUGAAUUUCUAAAGAUUUUUGUAUUUAUGCAGUUUACACAGUCCAGCUUUUUAAAUCUAACACAUGACUCAAUGAUAAACCUAUUCACAUAGUUCCUCUCUGUUUCAUUCAGAGAAGUUCUUGCAGAAUAAAAAUAUUGUCUAAUUCUGAUUAAUCUAAUUUUUUUUACUGCAGUGCGAAACUCGGUGGGUUGAACGUAAUGUCGCACUUGAAACUUUUCUUGAAUUAUACGUUCCAAUAUUGAAUACUCUUGACUCUCUUCGCAUCGAAGGAGACUCAACUUCGGAACAAUUAUAUCAUCCAAUCAAUAGUUUCGAAACAAUUGCAUCUUCAUGUAUUGCAUGUUUUCUUCUCAGCGAAAUUACUCCUGUCAGUCGAAUUUUACAAACGCCUACUAUCGAUUUUGCUAUUGCUCAUCAACAAAUUUUAUCGUUACUCAACACCUUUGAAGCAAGAGAAACUAAUGCUGCUGAUUAUUUCAAAAAUGUUGUCUUUGAACAAGCUAAACAAAUAUCUGAAGAAUUAUUUGUACAACCUGCAAUUCCACGUACAUAUCAACGACGUCAUGGCUGCCAACCUGAUCCAGAAGAAUUUUAUCGAGAUCAAGUAUUUCGUCCAUUUCUACAUGAGUUAAAAGCAAAUAUCGAGAAUCGUCUUUCCAUAUUCAGUCAGCCAUGUAUACAAUUACUUACUCAACUACGACCAGAACAUAUCACUUCGACAAAUUGUUCAAUCAUGGAGUUAUAUAAAAAUUUUAUCGAAAAAUUUUCAGAUCGUUUGCCACAACCUUUUCAACUUUUUGGUGAAUUAGAAAGAUGGAAAAAUGAAUGUGUCAAUUUGAUGAAUAAACCAAAUUAUGUUAACAUGUGGAUGAACGAUUUACUUGAUAAAUGUGAUUUAGUUCUCUAUCCGAAUGUACGCUUUUUACUCGUUUUUCUUGCUACUCUUCCAGUUACUACCAGCUCAACAGAGCGCGCAUUCAGCUCACUCAAACGUAUAAAAACUUAUUGUAGAUCAACAAUGAUUGAAAACCGACUCAAUGGACUUGCUGCUGCGUUUAUUCAUAAAAAUGUAGACAUUGAUGCUAUGAAAAUUCUCGAUUUAUUUGUACAAAAACAUCCACGACGGUUAAAUUUUGGUUUAUAA